AUGCUGAUCAAAGUGAAGAUGCUGACAGGGAAAGAAAUUGAGAUUGACACUGAACCCAAAGACAAGGUAGAAUGGAUCAAAGAGCGGGUGGAAGAAAAAGAAGGAAUUCCUCUACAAUUGCAACAACUCAUCUACAAUGGCAAACAGAUGAAUGACAAGAAAACAGUUUUUGAUUACAAGAUCCAAAGACAUUCAGUCUUCCAUUUGAUGUUGGCUCUUCGUGGGGGAGUUGGCUUUGGACGGUGA
Messenger RNA from Gracilinanus agilis (Agile Gracile Mouse Opossum), 246 nucleotides. RefSeq names its product NEDD8-like. The record is from RefSeq and is a predicted model, not a curated record. NCBI's taxonomy places the organism in Eukaryota, Metazoa, Chordata, Mammalia, Didelphimorphia, Didelphidae. Gene Ontology annotation, biological process: regulation of proteolysis; protein neddylation; modification-dependent protein catabolic process. The transcript has a single exon. The coding region runs from base 1 to 246 and encodes 81 amino acids. Gene Ontology annotation, cellular component: cytoplasm; nucleus. Gene Ontology annotation, molecular function: ubiquitin protein ligase binding; protein tag activity.